GGAAGAGCCUCGGAAUGAUGCACCCAGGUGGGGCCGUAGCGUGAGAUCGAAUCGACCCCCAUGGAACCCACCGACUCUCUCCGCUGUUUACUCCGUACUUCCUACUGGUACUCGCCCUUUUGACCUCCUGCAUCAGGCUUGCCACCUCGCCUGCAUCUUCGUCUGUGUUCGCCCCCCGGUAAUAAUCAACCUCUGAACUCCUCAUGGAGUCUGAACUACAGAGUGGUCCUGGUCUGGGUGACCUGGAGAAAGAACUCACCUGCUCGAUCUGCACCGAACUACUAUAUCAACCUCUCACUCUCCUUGACUGUCUCCAUAUCUUUUGUGGCUCCUGUCUGAAAGAAUGGUUCAAGGCCCAAGCGUCGCGCCGCCGAUCCUCUCCCCGAUUUACCUGUCCGUCAUGUCGCGCCAUCGUCCGUGAAACACGGCCUAAUGCGAAAAUCACAACGUUGCUGGACAUGGUCCUGGCGGCAAAUCCGGAUCGCAGCAAGCCUUUGGAAGAAAAAGAAGAAAUCGCUCAGCAUUACAAACAUGGCGGUUCUGUAUUUCCGGUGGAUGCUUCAGAACAGGCACCGAGUGCCUCGGACAACGAAGAUCGACGGUUGCUCCAGGAGGUCCAGGAGCUGAGUCUACGAGAAAAUCGUAGCCCGAGUGCGCCGUCGUCAAGGAGUCGGAUACCGGAGAGUGCGGGAAGAGAUGGACAAAGAGAAGACCGGUCUCGACGACGGAGAGAAGAGAGAUUAGCAGGGCGACAGACUGGGCGAUCGGCCAACCGUCCGGAUAUUCCCUCGAACAACGCAAGAAGGAUCGAGCACCAGUCGAGUAUUCGAUCGUUGCUGAGCUUGUCAGAUACGGAAACCAUGGAAGAGGAGAUUCUGCGACAAAUAUUCGAAGAAGGCCUUUUGGAAGAUAUCGAUUUGGAGAACUUAGGUCCUUCACAGGAGGAAGAGCUGAGCGAACGCAUCGCUGAUGCGUACCGUCGGCGCCACAGACUUCGAUCGCGGUCUCAACAGAGACAGGAAGACAGUGAACCGCCAAGGACGACUACCCGUUCGCGCGCACAAUCACAAUCAGAGCGGAGACCGACCGUCACGAGCCCCCGGGAGUCACCACGCAACCCCCCGGUUUCUCGGCCACACUUGCUGGAACCAUUAGUAUCCCGGUCUGGGGCAAGUGGUCACCAGCGGCGACUAUCCGAUCAAGGGCACGGCCGUCGCAGGACAUCGCCAGUGCCAGUCAACCCGGCGUCUUCUUCUGAUGUAGCUCUACGACCGGCGACACGAUCCUCCAGCGAUAUGGUUGCUGAUCGCCCCCACGGCUCUCACUCUGCACGACCAAGCCUGACGGAUGCAACUGCCCCGCGACCACGACGUGCUACAGCAUCCGAGCAAGGUGCUCCAAAUCCUUGGGCGGGAGGAUCUAGUGACCGUGAUCUGCGGCAUACCCGAAACAGACCCUCAAUAGACUCGCCUCACGCAGUUGCAACCCCCACUGAGAGCCCACAGACCGCCUCUUUCCCUACACGGGUCGAGCAGAUUAUGGCAAGUACCUCUACAACUAGCUCUCUGACUCCCGAGGUGGGUGGUCCGGUGCGACAGGAGCCACGCUCCAGGCCGUCAUCGUCUCGGUCCAACGCUCCGCGUUCUGCAUCCUAUACUGAGCCCUCAAUCUCAUGCGACCGAUGCGGAAAACAAAAUAUCCAACAUGACCUCCACAAGAAGUGCACACAAUGCAACGAUGGUAACUUCCAUCUAUGUCUACGGUGCUAUCGCCUAGGGCGUGGCUGUCUCAACUGGAUGGGCUUCGGGGCGUCAGCAAGCGCAGACUUCGAGCGGAUACGUGCUUCAGCGAAUGGCCAACCAACGUCAUCGUGCGCUUCUCAGCAUAUGCUGCUGUCUUUCAAAUACCGCCCACCGUCAGCUUCUGCACAGCGCACGACAAGAGAUGGCAAAGAGGUGACCAACGACGACCCCGCUCGUAGGAUGCAAACCGGACUCUUUUGCGACAUCUGCCGCUCCCCAUCGAACGACUGCUUCUGGAAAUGUGGCCAGUGCAACGAAGGGGACUGGGGUUUCUGCAACAAGUGCGUCAAUCAGGGACGAUGCUGCACGCACGCACUUCUUCCCGUCUGUCGCAUCUCAUCAGCUGGCAACCGCUCUGACCCAUCGACACCUUCGGCCGUCCCAAGCGCUGCGUCUGACGCCCUGAGCAGCCCCCUAGCUGCUCCGGGAACAGAAGCUUACAAAAUCCUCUCCUUCUCAACCAAUUGCGACAUGUGCUCAAAUCCCAUCCCAGCCUCGACUCUCCGCUUCCACUGUCUCCGCUGCAACAGCGGCGACUACGACAUCUGCGCAAACUGCUACCUCAAGUUUGUAGCUUCUGGCAAAAUCCACAAGGAGAACGGCCACAACGGCUGGCGCCGCUGCUUCAAAGGCCACCGGAUGGUGGUAAUAGGAUUCGAGGACUUCGAAGAGGGCCAACGACGGGUGAUAGUGCGCGAUCUCGUCGGCGGCCGAGCCCUAAAAGACGAACACGUCCACCAGCACCGCUCCUCCCAAUCAUCAUCAUCCCCAACCCACCACUCCUUUUUAACAAUACCCACCGGCCCCAACGCAGUACCCUCCCCAGAGCUCGGCAAAGGCGACUGGAGCUGGAAAGAGGGCUCCGAGAGACGCAAGAAAGCCUCCCGCGCGCGGAAUCCCACCGACCUCCUCCACCGGUCCAACUACGCCCCGAACGGCAACAACGACAACUACAACUACAACUCCGCCUCCGAACCAGGCACCCCUGUCAUGCCCACCGCCCAGGGAAACAGCAUCAGCAGCAGCAACAACAACAACAACAACAAAUCGCCAUCAUCCUCCCGCCGCUUCCCCCCCGACGGCGGUGUCGGGCUCAUCCUUCUCGCCAUCUGGCCCUGGUACCCAGAAGACGGGGUCAAAGACGAACUGAUGUUCCCGCGGGGAGCGGAGAUCACAGAGGCGGAGAAUAUCAACGACGACUGGUUCUGGGGGUGCUAUGCGGGAAUCACGGGGCUGUUUCCUGGGAGCCAUGUUUCUGUUGUGGAGGAGGUGGCUUAGUUGACUUUGUUGACUUUCGAGCGGUUGUCGAAAGUGCCUACUGAGGGUUUACUUGUUUUCUUCCUUUCCGUCUUUUUUUGUUUCCUUUACAUUUAUGUGAAAUGUUUGAGUCUAUGGUCCAUGUCUGCUUUCUUCUUCCUUUCUUCUCUCUCUUUUCUUUCCCCCCCCUACUUUUUUUCCCUUUUGAUAUCGUAGUUGAUGAUGAUCGUUUCAGUCACUUGGUGUACUCUAUCUAUCUACUCAUCAUAUUCUCUCUAUGAUAUAAACGAUGAUGCCGUAUGAUUUUACGAGAUGGGAUGAGCUGGAUGAUUUGCAUAGUUAUGUCUUUAUUUACGUU
Molecule: messenger RNA, 3417 nt
Organism: Aspergillus candidus
Lineage: Eukaryota; Fungi; Ascomycota; Eurotiomycetes; Eurotiales; Aspergillaceae
Product: SH3 domain protein
Exons: 2
Coding region: 204-3080 (958 amino acids)
Biological process (GO): ubiquitin-dependent protein catabolic process; protein ubiquitination; mitotic cell cycle checkpoint signaling
Cellular component (GO): nucleus
Molecular function (GO): zinc ion binding; ubiquitin-protein transferase activity; protein binding
Source: RefSeq, a predicted model, not a curated record